AUUCCCAAGCCCAGCCCACGACACCCCAUUCCUUAAUAACGGCCCUCCAAAUCCGAAAUCCCCAAUCCCACGUCCGGCGAAUCCCAUCCGACCAUCUCCGGCUGCCGGGCCUCCUUCCUCCGGCGAAAUGGGCACCGUCACUGCCGCCGAUCCGCACCCGUCCUUCCUCGCCGACAAGGACGCGAAGGUCUUCGUCGCCGGCCACCGGGGCCUCGUCGGGUCGGCGAUCCUGCGCCGCCUCCUCUCCCUCGGCUUCACCGAUAUCGUCGUCCGCACCCACGCCGAGCUCGACCUCACCCGCCAAGCCGACGUCGAGGCCUUCUUCGCCACCGAGCACCCCCGCUACGUGGUCCUCGCCGCCGCCAAGGUCGGCGGCAUUCACGCCAACUCCACCUUCCCCGCCGACUUCAUCGCCGCCAACCUCCAGAUCCAGACCAACGUCGUCGACGCGGCGCUCAGGUGCGGCUCCAUCCGCAAGCUCCUCUUCCUCGGCUCCUCCUGCAUCUACCCCAAGUUCGCGCCGCAGCCCAUCACGGAGUCCGCCCUCCUCUCCGGCCCGCUCGAGCCCACCAACGAGUGGUACGCCGUCGCCAAGAUCGCUGGCAUCAAGAUGUGCCAGGCCUACCGCAUCCAGCACGGCCUCGACGCCAUCUCCGCCAUGCCCACCAACCUGUACGGCCCGCACGACAACUUCCACCCGGAGAAUUCGCACGUCCUGCCCGCCCUCAUCCGCCGGUUCCACGAGGCCAAGGCGUGCAACGCCCCCGAGGUCGUCGUCUGGGGAUCCGGCUCGCCGCUGCGCGAGUUCCUGCACGUGGAUGAUCUCGCCGACGCGGUCAUCUUCUUGAUGGAUCAGUACUCGGGGCUGGAGCAUGUCAAUGUGGGGAGUGGGAGCGAGGUGACCAUCAAGGAGCUCGCGGAGGUGGUGAAGGAGGUGGUGGGGUUCCAGGGUAAACUCGUGUGGGACUCCAGCAAGCCGGACGGCACGCCGAGGAAGCUCAUGGAUAGCUCCAAGAUACAGGGGAUGGGGUGGAAGCCCAAGAUCACCCUCAAAGAGGGCCUCGUCGAAACCUACAAAUGGUAUGUCGAGAAUGUCGUCUCUGACAAGUAGUAGUGCAACGCGAUGGUGGUGUAUUCUUCAUUUGUUCUCCGCUGCUACUUCCACAAGUUGGUAUCAUGAUUUGUAGUGUCUCUAUUGUUCUUGGUUACCAUAGCACGAAAUCAUCAGUUAUAAGCUCAGCCACAUAGAAGAGUUUGUAAUGUGUAAGCUGAAUAAUCUGUGGAUCAGAAUAGUAUACUGCGAGAAGCAUAAUUGAUCUUGAACAAUUUUUGUUUAUUAGAUAAAGUUUAACACUCUGAA
Phragmites australis (common reed) is the source of this 1360-nucleotide messenger RNA. RefSeq names its product probable GDP-L-fucose synthase 1. Gene Ontology annotation, biological process: nucleotide-sugar biosynthetic process. Gene Ontology annotation, molecular function: GDP-L-fucose synthase activity. Lineage: Eukaryota; Viridiplantae; Streptophyta; Magnoliopsida; Poales; Poaceae. The record is from RefSeq and is a predicted model, not a curated record. The transcript is spliced from 2 exons. The coding region runs from base 128 to 1111 and encodes 327 amino acids.